Eurytemora carolleeae is the source of this 583-nucleotide messenger RNA. RefSeq lists its product as uncharacterized. The transcript is spliced from 4 exons. The coding region runs from base 245 to 568 and encodes 107 amino acids. The record is from RefSeq and is a predicted model, not a curated record. Lineage: Eukaryota; Metazoa; Arthropoda; Copepoda; Calanoida; Temoridae.
ACUUAAAUCUAACGUACAUAAUGUACAUGCAGGUCCCCGAACUACUAUAGUAUCUGGUGGAGAGGUACAUGUAGAGCAAGGCAGUACACUUAACCUGACAUGCCUAGUGGAGAAUUCAAAGCUUAAACCACAUUAUCUUCUCUGGUUCUUCAAAAAUCAGACAAUAGACUACACCUCUGCUCGGGGUGGAAUAUCUGUGGUCAACUCCGAAGUGGAGGAGUGGAAGGAGGAGGACGACGAGUGGAUGGACAACCAGGAGAAAAUGGAGAACAAGGACGUUAAUGUCAAGUAUACAGGGUUUAAAAGUACUCUUUUGAUUCACAAGGUGGGUUCUGGUGACCAGGGUCGGUACAUGUGCAGACCAUCUAACUCAGAGCCAGCCCCUGUUAUGGUUUAUGUGGCGGAAGACUCGAGUAUGAACCUGAAGGUAAAGGGUGGGAAUGCUCAGUUAACUGACUCUGCCACUGUUCCUACAUCAACAUGGAUUCUGGAAUUCAUGCUCAUUAUCUCUCACAUCUAUCUGUGUUUUAUUAAAUUAGGUAAAGCAAAGUUGUUCAAGGUAUUCUAGGGGCUAGAGAAGCAU